Molecule: messenger RNA, 216 nt
Organism: Enterobius vermicularis (human pinworm)
Lineage: Eukaryota; Metazoa; Nematoda; Chromadorea; Rhabditida; Oxyuridae
Source: the annotation of a GenBank genome assembly
AUGAGUCACUGUCCGCGAAGCGUUUUGAGUAGGAAGGGGGACGUUGCUGUAGAGAAGACUGAAAACAUGGGAGUUGGCGAUCUUGAAAGAAAUGAAGAGGAGGAAGAGAAGCCGUCUGUUGGGAAUGUGAAACGUAAGGGUUAUUUUCGUCCCCGGAGAAAAUAUUGUAGCGUAAGAAAAGCCCAGAAGGGAGUGUGGGAAGAAAUCUUACAUUGA